GCGGAUGGUUGAAAGGAGGGAAGGAAGGGGAGAGAGGGGGGAAGGGGAAACGGGAUUGGGGUAAACUGAGGAGGAGGAGGAGGAGGAGGAGGAGGAGGAGGAGGAGGAGGAGGAGGAGGAGGAGGAGGAGGAGGAGGAGGAGGAGGAGGAGGAGGAGGAGGAGGAGGAGGAGGAGGAGGAGGAGGAGGAAGAAGAAGAAGAAAAAGCCACAGAAGCAUCCCUUCCUUUCUUCUCGCGUAAAAACCGCACGUUCUCCCCAUUUCAAAAACAAGCACGGACAGAAGCGCGUGGAGCGGCGCCGAUCGCGGCGACGCUGAGACCAUCGCAGCGCGCAUGGCGGC
Messenger RNA from Closterium sp. NIES-67, 341 nucleotides. Lineage: Eukaryota; Viridiplantae; Streptophyta; Zygnematophyceae; Desmidiales; Closteriaceae. The record is from the annotation of a GenBank genome assembly.